CAGCAGCAGCAGCAGCAGCAGCAGCAGCAGCGGCGGCCCUGAGGAGGAGCCGGAGCUGCCGGGCCCGCUUCUCGCCGCCGCCCCCGGUUUUCUGGAGCUCGGGGCGGGGGGCUGGACUGCGCCUCGCCUCGGGCCCCGGCCGGGCGGGCGGGCGACAUGCGCUCGCCUCGCCUCGGCUUUAAUUCUUAGUUUCUAAUUCCCGCCCUCCUCCCGGGGUAAAAGCCCCCCCCCCCAAGCUUGGCCCCGGCCUCCCCGUAAGCGCCCAGGACCCGCUCCGGCCGCGGGCAGGUGGGGGAGGGGGCGCUCUCGCUUUCUCGGGGGAGCGAGCCCCUCUGCAGCCCGUGGCUCGGCCGGGGAUGGGGGGCAAGCAGAGCACGGCGGGCCGCUCCCGGGGCCCCUUCCCGGGCGUCUCCACGGAUGACAGCGCCGUGCCCCCGCCGGGGGGGGCCCCCCACUUUGGGCACUACCGGGCCGGUGGCGGGGCCAUGGGGCUGCGCAGCCGCUCCGUCAGCUCGGUGGCCGGCAUGGGCAUGGACCCCACCACGGCCGGAGGGGUGCCCUUCGGCCUCUACAGCGCGGCGGCCGCCCGGGGGGCCGGCGAUGCCGAGAGGGCGCCGGGCGGCGGAGGCUCAGGGGCCGACUCCACCUAUGCCCACGGCAAUGGUUACCAGGAGACAGGUGGUAGUCACCAUAGAGACGGGAUGCUGUACCUGGGCUCCCGAGCAUCGCUGGCAGAUGCGCUUCCUCUGCACAUCGCACCCAGGUGGUUCAGCUCUCACAGCGGUUUCAAGUGCCCAAUUUGCUCUAAGUCUGUGGCUUCUGAUGAGAUGGAAAUGCACUUUAUAAUGUGUUUGAGCAAACCACGCCUAUCCUACAAUGAUGAUGUGCUGACUAAAGACGCAGGUGAAUGCGUGAUCUGUCUGGAGGAGCUACUUCAGGGAGACACCAUAGCGAGGCUGCCCUGUCUCUGCAUCUAUCACAAAAGCUGUAUAGAUUCAUGGUUUGAAGUGAACAGAUCCUGUCCAGAGCACCCUUCCGAUUGACUCAUCAGGCAUGCUUGCUGACUCCUCUCAAAGGGCACCUUGCUUUACUGCUGACCAUCCUCUCCCCCAUCCCACCUGUCCCUUCACAGUUCUGGGCUGGUGUUUUGUUUGUAAGGAAACCCGCCAACACCCUCUAAUCCACUCCAGCUCCUCAACUGGGUUUUUAUUUUCUUCGGUUUUGGUUAGUUUUUGUUUUAUUUUAUUUUAUUUAUUUCAACUAAACCCCCAGAACAGAUGAUGUCAGACCAAUCAGGGACAUCUGCUAUUUUUACCUUCACCUCAAAUAUUGAUGCCAUGGGGAGAGAAGAGGAGAGGAGCCUGUUGCUGAAUUGCGAUCCUGAAAUCCUGUCAUGAUGUUUGGCUUCAGGGGGCUCCCCCCAGACACCAACAGCAGACAUGACACACUGGGCCCCCGGGUCUCUGGUGGGAUGGAGCUGCUGCUGGCCCUCUGGCCAGACGGAGCACGGCUUAUUUAUUACAGUCCACAAAAGGACAGCCCCCUGUCCCCAAGACAAAGCUUCUCAGGCGCCAGACAGAGCUUGGGACCCAUGGGGACGGGGCACCCUUCUGCACUGACUUUGAGAGAGCUGUUUCCCCCCUUCUCCCUUGAGGACACCAAAUCAGAUGAGGAUGAAUUUGAAAGAAGAAACAACUGCAGUCCUCCCCCCACUCCCAUCCCAGGAGGGAAAGGGCAUUUUCUUUUACCUUUGAAAGGCAUUGUGGGUCUGUCUUUAACGUGUUUACAAACAAACAAACAAGUCUAGUGUCCACUGGUGUUUUUCCUGGUGAUGUUUACAAGAUUCCUGUUUUGCGUGACUGAACCCAGCCAAGUCCUCACAGCCAGCAUCCUCUCCUUGUCCUCUCCCUCUCCUCCCCUCCCCUCCCCUCCCCUCCCCACUUAGACCUUUAUGCCCAUCUUCCAUUUUGGUUGCACUUUCCUCCUCUCGCCCUAGACUCCACUCGGUGUCAGGACUCCUAAUUGCCAAAAGACAACACUCCCAAGACCUUUCCUCCUGUUUUCCCUUCCUCUUCCAUCUCUAUUUCUUCUCCCCUUCCCUCACCCAGCUUUGGUCUUCAGUACAGUUCAGAGGAUCUAAAAAUCACAAGUGUCCUGCAAAGAUGCCUGAACAUUUUUCUUAGACCCUUGUGGAUAUUUUCUCUCUCUUUUUUUUUUCAAAAAACUUUUAAAAAUUUAUUAAAAAAAAAAAAAGGAAAAGAGGUACAGCCACACCCCUGUUUUCAGGCACUCUGUUUGAGAACAUUUUAGCCAUCAACGUUCACACGUGGCAUCAG
Molecule: messenger RNA, 2336 nt
Organism: Dromiciops gliroides (monito del monte)
Lineage: Eukaryota; Metazoa; Chordata; Mammalia; Microbiotheria; Microbiotheriidae
Gene: ZNRF1
Product: zinc and ring finger 1
Exons: 5
Coding region: 357-1043 (228 amino acids)
Source: RefSeq, a predicted model, not a curated record